AAUAGAGAUAUAAGUUUUUUGUUAAUUGUAGUUUUUUAUUAUUAUUUAUUUUUGUUGUGCAAUUUAUUACCUGUGGUCCUUAAAGCAAAUUAGAAAAACUGAGUGCUUACUUUGGAAAACUGACUUGAAACAAAAUUUUGACUAUAGCCUUUUUUGUUGCAGUGUUGAACUUAAAGUUAAAGUACUCUAAAGUGAAAGACUCUGUUUGUUCUGUAUGUUAUUUCAUUUAAUUUUAUACAAUCUACUGGAAAGUUAUAUUUGUCAGGCUCUAAGCUGUUCCCAAUUACUAACCAAGCACAGGCUGCUAUGUUUUAAGUUGACAUGUUGCACAUGUUGAUUGCCAAUAAAUGCAGUUGUCAAUUCAUGAUAUUCCUCUUCUUGUAAUUUCAAUACUUAGUUUACAUUGUUGUUAGAUAUAGGUUAAUAAAUAAUGCUACAUGAUAAGGCUUCAAGUAGACCCUGUAAUCGGUGAUUGGUAUCGGUAUCGGAUGAUACAGCUUCUAGUGAUCGGAGAUCGGUGAUCGGCCCCAAAAAUCCUGAUCGGAGCACCCCUAAUAUUACACAUGUUAAUAAUACAUGUUCGUAAGAAUUAUAGUUUGUGCUAGUAUGCAAAUUUGUGCAGAAAUUAUGUAAGACACAUUUUAUUUUGAUUUAUUACAGUUUCACAUUUUCUUCAGUAAAAAGCUAGGUACGACUAAAUUACAGUCUUGGUGAUUUAUUGACGAGUCUUUAGUUGCUGGGUAUAUGUUCGUAAAACAAAGGCCAGAAUAGAUGUUGUGUGUUCUCCCUCUAUUUCCAACGCCCCUGGUUACAUGUAUAGUAACCAUUAGAGAGGUGGAAUGGAGUUUCUAGAUGAAAAACUGAAGGAGGAGAAAAAUUGAAUUAAAUAUAAUGGGAGGGAAGUAAAGGGGUGAAAUAGAAGGGAUGAAAGAGGGUUAAAUGGAUGUAAGUUGAAUAUUUUUGAGCUGUACACUGGAUUUCUUCAUCAGGUUUGGAGGUUUUACGUUGAUGAUUGAAUGGGAGCAUUAGUUGGUCGCAGAAAUGCAAUGGGCAUGAUUAUAGGGAAGUAUGAAUAUUAUCAGAAUAAAGGUGCUGUUUAAUCAUCUCUAAACCAGAGUGUUUCCCCUUCUGUCCAUCAGUUACUGGAGUGUAUAUCUGUGUGAUUGUGUGAUCCAACAUAACUUGCAAUAAUGUGACAAAGGCUCUGCAUUUUAGUGAAAUUUUGCUUUAAAAUGUUAACAAGAACACGAUUUGAAGCAUGGAUCUCCCAUUCAACCAUUGCAACACACAUUACACAUGCUUUGUUUAAAUCACAUAUACAGAACAGGGGAAUAAAUCACACUCCAAACUGAUGUGCAGUAUUAAACUGUGUAGCAGUAUUUAAUAUUUUAAUCUGUAAUACUGUUGUUUUGAAAAUGAAUGAAUACAAGGGAAAUAUAGAUAGAUAAAUGGAUGGAUGUACAUUAUUGAUCCUGACUAGGAAAUUGAUUUUGUUAAAUCAACAAGGUAGUUCAAGUAUAAAACAUGAAUGUACAAUAUGCAGCCUGCCGUUUAAACAGUGACCAUAUACACAAAUGAAAUUUGCCAAUGAAAAACAUUGAAGUACAAUAUGUAAGAUGGAUUCUUCACAGUAAAUAAUAAACAAUUAAUAAAUGCUGACAACAGAUAUAACAUAGAGGCUGUGGCAGGGAGCCAAACCACACUGUGGUACACUGAGCAUCUAACAGUCAGGGUUGAGCUGUGCAGUCUGAUGGCUGUUGGUAAGAUUGAUUUCCUGUAUUGCUCUUUAUGAUAGUGGAGCUCAGUAAACCUAUUGGAGAAACUGCUGCACCGUUUCAUCAGUAGGUCAUGAAGAGGAGUCUAUUGGUGCCUCCACUGUGCUUCAUAGUCUAUAGGGAAAACCUAUUGAAGCUGGACUGCCUUAACUAUGCCAAGAUGGACUUGCUGGUUCCUGGCCCAGAUGAAAGAGGAGGGAGGAUGAUGUUCAGGUUUCUGCUGAUCCUCUGCCUUGGUCACUGUCUCCCUGCUGUCUUAGGGGCAGAUUCAAGUAACGACAGUCAUGUCGGAGACACUGUCAUGCUGCCCUGUGAUGGCCCAGCAGCUACAGACACCAAUGAGGUUCAUGUUAUGUGGAUGUUUGAAGGCAGACCUGCCUGUGAAUAUGAAAAUGGGACCUGGUGUGAAAUUGGUCAUCAUGUGAAUCGAACUCGGCUUGGAUCCAUCCGACAGAACAACUUCUCUUUGGUCAUUAAUCCUGUCAGAAAAGAGGAUGACGGGGCGUAUGUGUGUCGAAUCAAUGGUAAAGUUAUACGAAUCAUUCGCCUCAAUGUUGACGGAGACGGGAAGCCUGAGGAUGCAGUGAUGCCCCCUGGAGGAGGCCGGAAGCGCAGGGAUGCAGGGACGGCUGGCGAAGUAUGUAGGCCAUACAGAGAGAGAGAAGAUCCUCCAGGGUCAGAAACCAAAGACAAACAGGAUUUUGAUGAAAACCUUUCAGGAAGAAAACGGGAGAUGAUUGGAGUGACCGUGUUGUUGAUGGUGACUAUGGCUGUAGCUCUAGUGUUGUUUAAAAGGAAUCGGCAAAGAGCUAAAAAGCUGCCUGAUCUGGGACCAUCUGAAGAUGCCCUGAUUAAUGGUGCCUCUGUCCAUGCUGGGGAAAGCAGUGCUGAUAAGAAGAUGGAGGAACCAGCUGUGUGAUAAAAAAGGUCAAAUAAUACAGUGGAAUCAGUUGGAGGGGACAGAUGGCGCGCAGUGGUUAACCCGCUAGAAGCGAGUUGCAGUAGUCCAGGCGUGAGAUGACGAGGGACUGGACGAGUAUCUGGGUAGCCUGAGUGGAAAGAAAUGGACGUAUCCUCCUGAUGUUAAAGAGGAGAAACCGACAAGAGCGAGAAAGACUGGCGAUAUGUGAGGAAAAGGACAACCGAUCAUCUAUGGUAACUCCAAGGUUGCGAGCAGAAACCGAAGGACGGAUCAGGGAGUUGUCAAAGGAGAUCGCAAGGUCCUGGAGGGGGGAUAAAUUACUUCAAUCUGCUUUGUAGCUUUCGCUCUCAUAUUAUCUGUAUAAUGCAUGAAUGUAAUGUUAAACUUAAUAGGGUUGGGACUAUUGAUAAGGCAGCUAAAUAACAGGUGGUUUAACCUAACAGACAUGCCCACAUUGUGAGCACCAGUUGUGUAAAUGUCUACCAGCCAUAAAAUGGCUUCUGAAUUGUUGCAGUAUUUUCGUAUGUCUGGGGACCAGAAAAUAUAAGCCGUUUUCAAGCAGCUUCAAAAGAGUUUUCCCUUUUUCGGCAAACUGUCAUCGGCACCUUCCGAUCUCGCAAACAAAGCCAAACCCACAGGGUCAGCGUCAUAACAGCAUGUAGCGUCCAGGGAGAAGGUCAGCACACUUUGGGCUAAAGGCCGUGCUGCUGCGGUGGAUGGUGUACCUACAAUAUUAACAUAGCUGAGAGAGGCACUUAAUAAAGUAAACAGACUGUCAGCCGCUGUGUAUAAAGAGAGUCAGAAAUACUGAGUGAUAAGUGACUGGUAAAUCAGAUGUGUUAAAUAAAAGACUGAAUUGUACAGUGCAGGUUUGGAUUUAAAUGAUGAUAAUGUCAAUAAUUUUUUUAAGAUUUUACUAAAUUUACUCCCCCAGCCCUGAAAUUUAGCAAUAUAUACAUAUAUAAUAUUUAUUUCUGACUUAUUUAGUAUAAAUACUGCUUUUUUCUAGGACGCUCAGUGGGUCUCACUGUACAGUAGGGUUGUUGGUUUGAAUCUCUGAACUCUGGUGGCGCCACAUACCUUAAAUUUCCUUAAAUUCUUCUAACUUGUGCCUUUAUACAACUUUAUCCCAGAAGCCUUUUUAAAGCACUUUCCCAACCAGGCUGAUUUCUUUUUCAGAAUCUUGCACUACUAACUGUGAAAUCUUCAAAAGACAGCUGGAGGUAAUCAAAACCCCAACAGUUUGUCAGAUGGGGCAGUUAGCCUAGUGUUUGAUCUGGCAGCUGAUUGGUUGCAUCAGAGCCAGUUUAGAAAGGUGCAUUAUAUGGGGCUGAUGUUGGAGUUAGACUCCGCCGAGUCCGUUGAUGAGGAAAGAGAUGCACACUGGAGGCCGAGGAUGGUUGUAAGUCCGCUCUCUUUAUUCCUUGCACAGAUCGCGAUCCGGGAGCCACACUCAGAUGCACAAACAGUACAUACCUGAGGAAGCUCAAACUCUAUUGUCUGUGUCUGGCUUAUAUAGCCCGUCUGGGCGUCUGCUGGUCUUGUUAUUUUCCACUCCCGUGAAAUACAACUCUAUUUUGACAUUUGCCUAUUGCUAGUCCCAGUAGGUCAAGAGUAAGCAUAAUGUCACAACAACCCUGCAACACACACCUUCUGCUUUUUCUGCUACACCACAGUCUAGGGCGAGGCCCCCUCCCCUGCCUACCCGCAAGUUGGUUCCUAUUUUUUAGUGUGACAAAGUUUAGCACAAAGCUUGGCCCCCCUUCACUUGAUCACUUUACUCAACCAGGUUUUUCACUAAUUGAUUAUAAUAAUUGUCCAAAAUGUUUUAAAAUGUUAUUUUCACAUUGACAAUGAGGGCUAUGAUGUGUACCUACAGCUAAAAAAAGAAUUGGACCAAAGCUGUAGAUUUUAACAGGGUGAUUGACUUUGUAUAGGCACUGUAUGUGUAUGUAUGUUUAGAUCAGCUUUUCUCAACAGCACCCACUGUUAUCACUGCAUUUCAUUAAUAUCUUGCUGCACACAUAUGAAUGUUAAGAAGCUUGAAAAAAUUCUGAUUACCGUCUUAUUCUCCAGUUGAAAAAUGCACUUUUGCUGAUUUACAUAAUAAACUUCCUCUGUUUUUGACUGUUU
Messenger RNA from Brienomyrus brachyistius, 4830 nucleotides. RefSeq lists its product as uncharacterized. The transcript has 9 exons. NCBI's taxonomy places the organism in Eukaryota, Metazoa, Chordata, Actinopteri, Osteoglossiformes, Mormyridae. The coding region runs from base 1849 to 2694 and encodes 281 amino acids. The record is from RefSeq and is a predicted model, not a curated record.